CUACCCGUGCCCCGCUGUACUGUCAUUGUCAUUCAUUUUGAUUUUAGUUUUUGUCUGUGUGUGUCAGUCUGUUCAGUUUCAUUCUGUGGUGGUGAUGUUUCUUUUUAAGUUUUUAUUUUCGUGACAUCAAAAGUUUUAUUUUGUUUUAUUCUAACGUUUAAUUAAGUUCAUUAACGUUGAGUUGUUUCAAACAAGUGCAUUAUGAAUUUAUUAAAUUGAUUUAUUACAUGUAGAUGAAAAGUUAUUGUGUUUUGUUAUUUCAACAUAAUGAAGGUGGACCUUGUUUGGAGGCGACGCGGCCCAACACAACUAGCAGUAUUGUGGGCAGUGCUGGCUGCGUGCGCGACCACAUUGGCAGUGGUCCACGCUGCCAGCCCGCUUGGCCCCUCUGACCAACCUGAGGCCUACUUCAACGGCAGCUCCUACAUCCGGCUGUCCAGACCUAUAUCACUCAAACAACUCGUCGGUCUCAGUUUCCGAACAUGCGUUGGCGGCGAGUUAUUCUCGCAGCGGUUCGAGGGGUACACGCUGCACGUGACCGCCCUGUUCGAGCAGGUGGUGGUGUCGUGGGCGCGGCCCUCGCAGCCGCACCGCGAGGUGGGGCUCGCUAAGGAGACGCUGGACAACCGGUGGCACUGGGUCGGCCUGCGGUACAACUCCGACCCGCCCUCGCUGCUGCUGGAGGUGGACAAAGACACACAGAUAAUAUCGAACGUGACGUGGAACCCCGAGCUGCUGUCGCCGGGCGCGCUGGAGGCGGGCGGCGCCGUGCUGCUGGUGGGCAACGUGUUCAGCGGCUGCAUCCUCGAGGGCCCGCAGCUCGAGUUCCACGCCGCCUCCGCGCAGACCAGGAACGUCGUCUUCGGACACUGCCCUUUGACCACUGACGAAUGUAUUGACAGGAAGGACGUGCUCCGCAUCCAGCCGAAGGACCACUGCUACAACGAGCCCUGCAUGAGGCACGGCACCUGCAUCUCGCGCCACGACCGGUACGAGUGCCACUGCACGGCGCGCUACACGGGCAACAACUGCGAGGUGGACGCGGGCGACCCGUGCGCGUCCGCGCCCUGCCAGCACGGCGCGCGCUGCGUGGAGGAGCCGCGCGGCUCGUACUCGUGCGCCUGCGCGCCCGGCUACCACGGCGCGCUCUGCGAGCUGGAGGAGUCGCUGGACCCGCAGUGCGUGGCGCGGCCCUGCCAGCACGGCGCCAGCUGCAGCGUGCCGCCCGGCGCCGACACCUACGUCUGCGCCUGCCCGCCCGGCUACACGGGACGUAACUGCGAGACGGACGUGGACGAGUGCGCCACCACCGUGAACCCGUGCCUCAACGGGGGGCGCUGCCAGGACGCCGUCAACAACUACACCUGCGACUGCACCGGGACCGGGUACUCGGGCGCGCGCUGCGCCGUCAACGUGAACGAGUGCGCGGACGCGCGCGUGUGCGGGCACGGCGUGUGCUACGACACGUACGGCGGGUUCGUGUGCGCCUGCCUGCCCGGCUACCAGGGCGCGCGCUGCCAGCAGCCCGCCGCCUGCGCGUCCGGUGUGCCCAACAUGGUGGUAACGGGCGUCCUCGCCAAGCAGGUCACCUGUGUUUGCGACGUCGGAUACUACGGCGCGGCGGGCUUGGCGCCCAACUGCACGGCGCUGGAGGCGGCCUGCGAGGCCGGCGUGUGUCUCAACGGCGCCACGUGCUCCGUGUCCGGCGACCGUCUCAACUGCUCGUGCGCGGCCGGCUACAAGGGCGCGUACUGCGAGCAGGCCGCGGGCGCCGGCAAGGCGCUGUCCGACCUCAAGGCGGCCGAGCACUGCGCCGCGCAGCCCUGUCUGCACGCCAAGUCCUGCCAGGACCUCGUGAGUACUCGCAAGCUGCAAUGUUCGCUUGUCUGUCGACGUGCGCAUGACUUUCAUGACCUCAUCAAUACGCUUUGA
Spodoptera litura is the source of this 1932-nucleotide messenger RNA. Lineage: Eukaryota; Metazoa; Arthropoda; Insecta; Lepidoptera; Noctuidae. The record is from RefSeq and is a predicted model, not a curated record.